Messenger RNA from Syngnathus typhle (broad-nosed pipefish), 6761 nucleotides. RefSeq names its product microtubule-associated protein 1Sa (gene map1sa). The transcript is spliced from 7 exons. Gene Ontology annotation, molecular function: actin binding; microtubule binding. The record is from RefSeq and is a predicted model, not a curated record. NCBI's taxonomy places the organism in Eukaryota, Metazoa, Chordata, Actinopteri, Syngnathiformes, Syngnathidae. The coding region runs from base 1 to 3375 and encodes 1124 amino acids. Gene Ontology annotation, cellular component: neuronal cell body; cytosol; microtubule. Gene Ontology annotation, biological process: regulation of microtubule depolymerization; dendrite development; microtubule cytoskeleton organization.
AUGUGUCGAAGUUUCCACUGGACUGGCCAUAAUUCAAUGAUGGCGGCAGGACGGGGAGUUGGCAUCGGUUCUGCUUCGGCCUCCGCGUCGGCGGAUUACUCAAUGCUGGUGGUGGUCGGGGCGCUGCGGACCAGGGGGCACCUUGAGCGGUUGUUGGUACAGAUCGAGUCGGCGUGUAUACACGUUCCAGGCGUGCGCUGCUGGUGUGUCCCAAUGAAACUGGCCGUUCUGGACCAGCAGCUGAAGCUUUUCGUGUCCAGACACUCAGCCUUCCUGUCAGAGGUGAUCCCCGGUCAGCGGACGUUGCAGCACCGUGGAGACAUUCUGGAAGUGCAAGUAGUGUUGAAUCCAGCUCAUGACCUCGUCUGCUCGGAGGUACGACGUCUAUUGUGCAAGCCUUCUGGACACAAACUGCUGGUUCUGGCCGGCCAGUGUGUGGAGGAAAGCGGAGACAUGGUGCUGCAGAAAGGCUUCUUCUCCCUUGGUGACUUGAUCCAGAUCUGUGCUGAUGAAGAGGUUGGUCUCUUGUGGAACACAAUGGACCCGAUGGCAAAGGCGACUCUGACCCUCAGCUGUCCAAAUGUGGGCCUUUGGAGGGACCCCUUGUUCAAGGAGCACAACCUCCAAGAAUUCCUUAACAUUCAAGUGAACCCUCCCCUGCUCCUGCCUCAGAUGGAGGGUCUGCAAGAGUUCACAGAGUACCUCUCGGAGUCACUGGAGCCAGAGUCACCCUUUGAGCUCCUGGAGCCCCCGAAUACCGUGGGAUUCCUGAAACUUUCUCGGCCGUGUUGCUACAUCUUCCCUGCUGGGAGGGGGGACUGUGCCUUCUUUGCCGUGAAUGGGUUCAAUGUCUUAGUAAACGGAGGCUCGGACCCCCGCGCCUGCUUCUGGAAACUCGUUCGACAUCUGGACAGAAUUGACUCUGUCCUUGUAACACAUGUCGGAACGGACAAUCUCCCUGGGCUGAACAGUCUGCUACUGAGAAAAGUCGCCGAGCAGGACAGCACCUUAGCUGAACGUCAGCUUGAAGAGGAUUGGAUGAAAAAGCUCAUCUCCCCGGAGAUCGGAGUGAUUUUUCUUAAUAUCCCGGAAAAACUGAAGGGUAGCCGGGGAGAUCCCAGUGAGCUCCACAGUGGCGAGCAGGGUGCACAGAUCUUGGAGCACUUCGAAAAACUCUCUUUCAAAGCACAACCUUUGUGGCGGUCCAAUGGGCCCUCCAUCCAGCCGCUUGUCUUGUUCCACAAGAUGGGGGUUGGCCGACUGGAGUUGUACCCUUUGAACCCAGUGAGCGGCAGUAAAGAAUUAGAUGACUUGCUGCACACCGUGCCCAAAAGUUCCAUCAAGAGCUCAGAUCUUCAAUUAGCAUGCCUCACUUCCAUUUGUGCUUUGCUGGUCUGGCAUCCCUUCAGCAAUCGAGAGAAGAUCGUCCGUGUCCUUUUCCCGGGAUGCACGCCCCAGGCCAAAAUCCUGGAUGGACUUGAAAGACUCAAUCAUUUGGAUUUUCCCAGUGUUCCUGUGCUCAGUUCAAAGGACCUGGAAACAUCCAAAAUCGACAAGUUGCCAAAGCAUGCAGAGAGUCGAGAAAGCCUCAAGUCCAGAGACAUGCGACCUGUCGUUGCCUCACAGAAGGACAAAAGUGGGCGAGUUGCUGUGAAAAAACAGGAGGUGAAACCAAAGCCAAAAGCCGGAAGAGAGGCUGCUUUGGGACAAAAAAAAGAGCCAUCAGAGAUGCUCACCUCAAAGAAGGAAGUGAAAAAGAAGGACGAAAGGGUGAAUGCUAUUGCUGUUAAGAAAGAAGAGAAGGAAAGUCUGAAAAACAGUCCAACAACAAAGAGAGAAAACAGAGCUGAAGCCAAAGUUUACAGGAAGAAGGACGACAAGAAAAUGGUGGCAUCAGUGCCGAAAGUAGGUGAAGUGAAAAAAAUCUCAGUCGGUAGUCUGAAGAUGGGCACUUCAAACCAAGUGACAAAAGCUCAUUUAGAGGGGGACAAACGGGACUUGACCACUGAAGAUGGGAACAGGAACUGGAUCCAAACUACCAGUGACAGUUCCAGAAAAAAGCCCCAUGGAACUGAGGCCUUUGCUCAUAAGGACUCCUCUGUCAACUCGAAAGCUUGUGCACUCUCAGAAAAUCAUCAAGCUCAAAGACUUCCCAAUCUGGACUUGAGCAGCUGCAGCCCUUUUGUGGAAGGAUCCCUCAUUACUCAGAACAAGCAGUCCACUCACACAGCCAGAAACAUUCCACACUCCUUGCCCACGUCACCUUCUCUUUCCACUGAGAUGACUGAAGCUGAGGAUACCCUCUCGAUGUCCUCGGAACGAAAGCCGAAAACGGACUCGUCGACAGACUUCCGCUUCGACGGACGUUUGACCGAUUCGUAUCACGAGCGGAGUCAGGAUUUUGCCCCGUCGUUCAAUGAUGGCUGCGUACUCGGAUCAAAGGGCGGCGUUGAUCUGUGCUUGGUAUCGCCUUGCGAGUUCCAGCACCAACACGCAGAAGCAUCCGAGAACCAGCUGCAGCUUCUCAUCUCUCCGCCGUCCUCCCAGGAGCAGGGCAGUGGCAUGGGCCAGCAAAUCCUGCCCACAUCAGCCAAUGACUCUCUCCUCAUGGCCGCAGAGGAAUUUUCUCCCUUGGCCACGGACUCUUACGACGGCUCCAGUAGUACCCUCUAUCCUGGGCCUCCUGAUGUGAGCCUUGCCUUGAUUCCGGCUCGGCGUUUCUCGCCCGACCCGCCAUCGGCCCCAAUCAAGGACUCGCCGCCGUUACCUCCGCACCCUGAAGCUUGCAUGGCAGACAUUGAUGUCUCGAUCAAGGACCAAAAGAUUUAUGUCAGCAAGACAAAGAAAACAGCAGGAACCCUGGAAAGAGGCUCUUCGGGAAGCCUAGCGGUCCACAAUGUCAAGUCCAGGGCCGGUAGCGCCGCGGCAUUUAAAUCGGGCCCCGCCUUUCACAAUAAAGUAUCUGGCCAGAUUUUGCUGGGCGGAUCACGAAAUGCAAGCGCCAAAUCUUCGGUGUCAGUGUCCAGAACUUCUGCUGUCCACGUCGACCUAGCCUACCUGCCGUCCGGGUCUGCCUCAUCCACAGUUGACGCAGAAUUUUUCCGACGCCUCCGCGCUUCCUAUUACGUGGUGAGCGGUGAGGAGUGUGUCAAGGCGGCAGCCAUGAGAAACAUCCUGGACGCUCUCCUUGACGGAAAGAGCAGCUGGCCUGACGCACAGGUUACGCUGAUCCCAACAUUCGAUUCUGUGGCCAUGCAUGAGUGGUACCAGGACACCCGCGAGCAACAAACGCGGCUGUCAAUCACAGUGUUGGGAAGCAACAGCACCGUGGCCAUGCAGGAAGAAACCUUCCCCGCUUGCAAGGUUGAGUUCUAGUUUCAUGGUGAGGACUCCACAGUUGCCGUGGUUAAAGACACACCUUUGAAACCUGCCGCAACCCUUGUCAAUGGCUCAUUUAAGAGUACUCUGGUCAUGACUUCCUGUCACUGGUCUAGGAGCUUAAUGCUAGCAGUCUACAAAAGGGUCCCUGUGCGUUUGCUAGCAACAAGCAAGUUCUUGAGGCAGCGCUAAUUAGGGUUGGCGAGAAGAAUGAUUUGCCGGUGGUUCAGGUGGCUGAGGAGGACUGAAUAAUCCUGAUGUUAGCAUGAAGCUCCCAUCCAGCACAUUAAAAGCUGAAGCUCAUUAUCACAAUGUGCCAACACUCGACUUUGCAUAAGCCUCCCUAGGCCUGCGUUGGCGACCGCUAAGAGGACAGGCAACACAGAUACCAAAGAAAAGCCAAAGUGGCAACCGUCCAACUGGUCUUUUGCUCUGCAAACUCUUCUUUAUUUAUUUAUUGUCGGCCAAUAUUUUCACUGCUCCAUUCUGCAUUUCAACUACUUGGGUUGGAUUGUCUUCUCAUCUGAUACACGCAUACCGGUAAAGACCGAUAUGCUUUGUACAUAGAUAUAUACAUGCAUAUAUGUACCGUAUUCUCUGCACCACAAGGCUUAAAUUUUCUCAAAAAACGAACGUACGCCUUUUAAUAAGUGCGCUUUUGUGUGGACCAAAUUCCAAAAUCCGAAAAGUUGUUUUGUGUGGUGUCUGUAUUAUACAGGCGUAAUAUGAAGAUCGGAUGAACCAAUCAGGACAUUACAUUUUAUGUAGAUCGGGGCAAAAACCAGUCCGAGAACUGUACGUAACAUGUAGAGUACGAGCCGCCACUGAUAAAUAAAUAUUGUUUGUGCAAAGAAAACAGCAUUAGGACCUUCUAUAAUGACAGACAGCGAGACAUGCUUACGAGGCACAAUUAGAGCUUUCUUGAAAGCCAGGAUCAUUGCAGAAGAGCAACGUGACAACGAUUAGAAGAAACUUGCCCAACUGUUUAAUUUGGAUACAGAAGAUGAGGACAUGGACGGAUUUGCGUAUGAAUAUCAAUUAACAAUAACGUGAGUAAAAUAGAGUACAUGGUUAAAAAGUACAAACAAACUCACUGUCUUGCUCCCGUGACGUUUCUUUAAUUUAACGUAAAUCAUGGCAUGCAUGCGCCCUAUAAUCUGGUGCGCCCGCCCUAUGUGUAGGUUAAACCUUUCAACCCAAAGUGCCUUAUGGUUCGGAAAAUACAGUACUUGGAUGCAGUUGUUCGGUUUAACAAUUUAUCUAUCAGGUGAUCCUUUUAGGUUUCAAAUAAAAGCAUUUAAAAUUGCUUUAUUUGGGGGAAAAAAUCCAAUUUUUUCAAUGUACCGUUUUUUUCCGUGUAUAGUUUGCCCCCAUGUAUAGUACGCACCCUAAGAAUGGCAUGCUGAUGCUGGAAAAAAGCUUGUACCCAUGUAUAAUACGCACCCAAUUUUUAUGAAUUUUAAAAAAAAAAAAUUUAAAUUUUUUUUUUUUUUUUUUUAAGUCCCAAUGAUCGUCACACACGCAGGGAGGCAAUGGGUCCCAUUUUUAUAGUCUUUGGUAUAGUCUUAACUAGGCUGGAUGUAAUUUUUUUUGUUGGCGUUGAUUUCUCCAACUGUCCCUAAACGCACCACCGCGCUCCGUGCGCGCAUGGGCUGCGGACGUGAAAAAGGCGGAUCUGUAUGGGAGAGACGUUGAAGAGGAAUAAAAAUGUUUCGGAUUUGUGUAGGGUACAUUGUGACAGACAGCAAACUAGCAGGUGAUCGAGCGAGCGUCUGAUAUAAGAGCAUUGCGGUCGUAUGGAGCGUGUUUGAAGUGAACAGCAGAGACGAAAGGAACAAGGCAAAGUGUUGUGAAAUAAAAUAUUACCUGUAAUACGCAUUUUGUUAUUUGCUGAUUGAAACUGCUAAUUAAACUGUGAAUUGAAACUAAUAGGAAGAAAACAUAUCUUGCUCUUAAUAUAGCUGACGUGUCUUGAGCAUACGAUGUGUCGUCAAUUAUGGAUUCUUUUGACUAAGUGUGUUGGGCAGGAUGGCUGAAUGCGAUGCGCGAUUGACAACAAACAAGAAGAAAGGUGAGUUUUAUUUCGAGGGAGAUUUGUCAUGUCUCGUCCCCAGUUUUGCUAUGUGUCUAGGUUGCCAUAGUUUCUGUUCGCGUCGCCCCUCUCUUCCUGUGUCACCUCAAUCGAUGUAACGUGUUUUGUAUUUAAGUCCUGUCUGCCCCUCGCUCACCGUUGGAUCAUUGCAUGUGUUACUGUCAUUCUGUUCCUGUCUUUGGUAAUGUCACCCUGUCUUUUUGUUCCACGACUUUGUCGGUCAGUCCUGUUGUUGGUUUUGUUGUACCAUGACUUUCUUUAAAAAAAAAAAAAAUUAAAAAAAAAAAAAAUUUAAAAUUUUUUUUUGUACCCAUGUAUAAUACGCACCCCAGAUUUUAGGACAAUAAAUUAGUUAAAUUUUGCGCACUAUACACGGAAAAAAAACGGUAGUUUUAUGGAACUCAAAUGUUUUCGUCUUAAAGGAGCCAUAUCAUGGAAAAUCCACUAUUUUUGCUUUUAUGUUCAUUUUAUUGUGCCCUUGGAGUCUCCAAGAUUGUAGAAAAGUGUCAUCUAUCCCUCCAGGUGUUGCAGAGAUACUUUUAUUAUCUGUUUGGGGGCUAUUUUUUACUCUGUUCAAUUUUCUAUUAUGUAUUUAUCUAUUACGUCACAUCCUUUGGGGAGGGACUACCAAAAGGUAAUGGUUUCGCAAAUCCGCCAUCUUUAUUACUCGAAGAGACUAAUGUAGUCCACACAACUCAAGGAUGCCAAAGUCGGAAGAUCAAAAUGUUCUGUUAUUAGAUCAGUGCUUCUCAAUUAUUUUCUGUUACGCCCCCCCCUAGCAAGAAGAAAACUAUUCGCGCCCCCCCUCCCCACCGUGACUAUCCUAACUUGUCUUGUAAGUCGUAAAAUGUUGCACUGUCGCAAACGUGACAGAAGUAACAAUGACAGCGCCACUGCCCCCUGCUGUAGUAAACGCGCAAUUACACUUUAUUCUAGUACUGCCAAAAAAAAAGCCUGUUCCCCAGGGUCACACGCGCCCCCCCAGGAAUAGCACCGCGCCCCCCUUGGGGGGCGCGCCCCACUAUUUGAGAAGCACUGUAUUAGAUGCAUCAAUCCACACAACUCUUUGCCCCAGCAUUAGAACCUCAAAGCAGUGCCUGGUCAAAAUUCAUUUUUCAAGCAGUUCCCUGCUUGUUCAAGGACGAGUGUUUCAGAAAUCUUUUGUCAGUAUAGAGAGGGAUUCGCCGCAAGACUUUUUGUUGAUGGUUCAAUUCCUUCAAUCUAUGGAAACGACAGACAGUAAAGUGGUAAGCUUGAGAUGACACAAAAUUAAUAAACCAUUUCACUUUCA